AUGAGAAACGAGGCCAAAACUCGCAACCUCAUUCUGUUUUGGAAUUUGAGGGGCCUCUCGGCGUUAAUAUUCACGCCCGUCUCUCCUUUUUUUCUGUAUAUUCAAAAGCGUUAUUCUCUCAGCUUCUUUACAGUCAUCAUGGGCGAGCACUCAGCAAUCUGGCAAAGCUAUGUCGACACCAGCCUGAUGGGCUCGUUUCAAUUCGACAAGGCCGGUAUUCUCGCCGCUGACUUCUCCGGUGUUGAGGCUGCCUCGCCCGGCUUCGCGCUCUCUCAGGAGGAGAUCAACUCCCUGAUCACCGCUUACACUUCUAGCGAGAAGGCCUUUUCCUCUGGCUUCUCUGUCUGCGGUGAGAAGUUCGUCACCAUCCGGGCUGACGAGCGCAGUCUAUAUGGCAAGAAGGGUAAGGAGGGUGUCAUUAUUGCCCGCGCCUCCUCUUGCACCAUCAUCGGCCACCACGGCGAGAAUGUCCAGACUACCAACGCGGCGACCGUUGUCGAGAACCUCGUUGAUUACCUCAACAACCCCCGGUAA
Penicillium roqueforti is the source of this 534-nucleotide messenger RNA. RefSeq names its product profilin (gene pfy1). Lineage: Eukaryota; Fungi; Ascomycota; Eurotiomycetes; Eurotiales; Aspergillaceae. Gene Ontology annotation, molecular function: actin monomer binding. The record is from RefSeq and is a predicted model, not a curated record. Gene Ontology annotation, cellular component: cell cortex. The coding region runs from base 1 to 534 and encodes 177 amino acids. The transcript is spliced from 7 exons.